Molecule: messenger RNA, 1126 nt
Organism: Gymnodraco acuticeps
Lineage: Eukaryota; Metazoa; Chordata; Actinopteri; Perciformes; Bathydraconidae
Exons: 5
Coding region: 92-1126 (344 amino acids)
Source: RefSeq, a predicted model, not a curated record
CACGUCUCUGAUUCCAGCUGUGAACAUCAGACCAAACACAACUCACUAAACGUUUCCAUACUGAACAACCACAGCUUUCCCCUCUGUGAACAUGGAGAAACUGGCUGCAAUUCUGCUCUGUUCAGCUCUCAUAGGUAACAGCUUGGAAGAUGCUAUUACUGCCAUCAGUGCUGAAGUGUGUUCCUCAGAGGGCCGUAGUGUUACUCUGUCCUGUACAUAUUCAGUUCAAGCUGAUAAUCUCCAGUGGUACAGACAGGAUCCUGGAUCAGCUCCUCAGUUCCUCCUCCUGAUCACUGACACAACAAUCUAUCUAUCUAUCUACUUUUUACUUCACUAUGUAGCCUCCGUUGAGUCUCUUAAUGUUAAAUUCUCCUGCAGACUAACUGACAUGAGUAAUUCUCAUUUUGCAGCCCUGGGCUCCAUGAACAGCAUAAAGCCAGAAAGAAGUGAAGAACAUGUUGCAGAGGGCAGAAACAUCAGCCUGACAUGUAAAUAUGAGGGGGCUAUCUACAAUAUCCAGUGGUACCGACAAUACCAGAGAUCCAGACCAGAGUUCCUGCUCCACAUCACAGAGGCAGGAGGGAUCCAUCCCACUGAGUCUGAUUUCUCUGCUCACAUUGACAAAACAGAGAAACGAGUUGAUCUGGAGAUCAUCUCAGCUAAAGAGACAGACUCUGCUGUGUACUACUGUGCUGUGAGGCCCACAAGACAGAGUGGAAUGCAGCGUGUGGAAACUGCCUCGCAGCUUUUUUGCUUCACGGGCAGCAGCGGCGAGGGCGUGGCACGGGUCAGCUGUGAAGAUCUCACUGCAUUACAGAGAGAAGAGUUCAGUCCAGAAGAGAGCUCUGUUUCUCUCUCCUACAGAUACUCCAAACAAGCAACUGUUGUUGAUAGUUUCUUCUGGUAUCGACAAUAUCCAGGAAAACCACCAGAGUUCAUCAUCUCUCAUUUAGGAACUGGAAACAUUAUGAAUAAUCUGAUCCCUGGACUGAAGAUUAAAGUGCAGUCAAACCAAAUCAAUAUGAGCCUCUCCUCUGCUGCAGUGACAGACUCUGCUGUGUUCUACUGUGCUGUGAGGCCCACAGUGACAGGAAACACCAACACUCUGUACAAAAACACCAGCUGA